Nanorana parkeri is the source of this 1060-nucleotide messenger RNA. Its product is annotated as forkhead activin signal transducer 3-like. NCBI's taxonomy places the organism in Eukaryota, Metazoa, Chordata, Amphibia, Anura, Dicroglossidae. Gene Ontology annotation, molecular function: DNA-binding transcription factor activity; sequence-specific DNA binding. Gene Ontology annotation, biological process: regulation of DNA-templated transcription. The coding region runs from base 15 to 1043 and encodes 342 amino acids. The record is from RefSeq and is a predicted model, not a curated record. The transcript has 3 exons.
ACACUUGACAAGUCAUGAACUACCAACUCCACCUCUGGGAUCCCCUCUACAAGCCAGGCCCUGACCCCCACAGCAUGGAGAGGAUCCUGGCCGACAAGGAGAACAGCCCUGGGGAGGCCAAGGGAAGCCCCCGAGAGCCCGACUCCACUGAUGAACCCCGCAAGAAGACCAAGAAGAAGAACUACCAGCGCUACGCCAAACCGCCCUACUCCUACCUGGCCAUGAUCGCCUUGGUCAUCCAGAGCGCCCCCGACAGGAGGCUAAAACUGUCUCAGAUCCUCCAUGAGAUCAGCACCCUGUUCCCUUUCUUCAAGGGGGAUUAUCAGGGCUGGAAGGACUCCAUACGACACAACCUCUCCUCCAACGAUUGCUUCAAAAAGGUCCUGAAGGAUCCUCUGAAGCCGCAGGCUAAAGGCAACUACUGGACGGUGGACGUGAGCCGGAUCCCCGCCGACGCCAUGAAGCUGCAGAACACGGCGGUCACCCGGCAGGACGCCUACCCUCAUGACCUGGCUCCUUAUAUACUGCACGGACGGCCCUGCAGACCUUUAGACUUCCGCCACCCUCAGGUUUCAAAAGAAAUCUCUGCAGUCAGACCAGAAAUGGAGGCCCCUCCCCCGGCACUGACCCAGUCACCAUGCAUGGACCCCGCCGUGUCCUUCCCAAUGAUCUUGUGGAACCUUCCAACGUCAUACUCAAAAUGCGUGGCCCCUAACGUGGUGGCCCCUCCCAGCAUUCACCCACUCCUGCUUUACUCCAACUUCCCCUCUCUCUCCCUGUAUAACUGCAUGCCUUCCCCGUACUCGAGCCCUACCUAUGCGGAACGGAGGGACGGCUUCUCCCCCAGCAUGACAUCACAAAUGCCUCUCCCGCCGAGACCCUCUGAAGUCAGGAACUCUCCGGCAGACUUCCCUCCCAAUAAAACGGUGUUUGACAUCCCGGUGUAUCCCUCGCACGCGGGCUACAUGUCACCCCAGAACAUGUACGGGCAGCAUUUGGCUCAGAGCGGGCCGAUCCCGGGGUACAGACCCGCCGGUUACUGACUGGCUAGACAUUGAGA